Medicago truncatula (barrel medic) is the source of this 2466-nucleotide messenger RNA. RefSeq names its product mitogen-activated protein kinase kinase kinase NPK1. Gene Ontology annotation, biological process: MAPK cascade; protein phosphorylation. The transcript has 17 exons. NCBI's taxonomy places the organism in Eukaryota, Viridiplantae, Streptophyta, Magnoliopsida, Fabales, Fabaceae. Bases 156 to 2147 code for a protein of 663 amino acids. Gene Ontology annotation, molecular function: ATP binding; MAP kinase kinase kinase activity. Gene Ontology annotation, cellular component: cytoplasm. The record is from RefSeq and is a predicted model, not a curated record.
ACCACUUGAUAUGAUAGUGAUUGAAAAGUGAAAACAAGGUAACCGUUAUGACUCCACCAUUUUGAAUCACUUUACUUUCUUUUUCCCUCCUCCUUCAAAUCAACUACUACACCAAACCCUAGAAAUCCCAUUCAUUCCCUUCCUUCUCACAUGCAAUGCAAGACUUCUUCGGCUCAAUUCGCCGAUCCAUUGUCUUCUCAACCCCGCCCUCCGCCGACGAUGCACGCUUCUCCGGUUUCGCCAACAAGAUCGGCUCCGCCAUUCGCAAAUCCAGAAUCGGCAGCCUCAAAUCUCCUCCUCCACCUCCGCCAAUUCGGUGGCGUAAAGGCGAGCUGAUUGGUUCCGGUGCCUUUGGGAGGGUCUACAUGGGCAUGAACCUUGAUUCCGGAGAGCUUAUUGCCGUUAAACAGGUUUUGAUUGAGCCUGGUAUUGCCUUCAAAGAGAAUACAAAGGCUAAUAUCCGGGAGCUCGAAGAAGAAGUGAAGCUUCUCAAGAAUCUUAAGCAUCCAAAUAUUGUUAGAUACUUGGGAACUGCAAGAGAGGAAGAUUCCUUAAAUAUUUUGUUGGAGUUUGUACCUGGUGGAUCUAUCUCAUCACUAUUGGGGAAAUUCGGAUCCUUCCCUGAGUCGGUUAUCAGAACGUAUACAAAACAGCUUUUAGAUGGUCUUGAAUACCUUCACAAUAACCGAAUUAUUCACAGGGAUAUCAAGGGUGCAAACAUUCUAGUUGAUAACAAAGGGUGUAUUAAACUCGCAGACUUUGGUGCAUCCAGAAAAGUAGUGGAAUUGGCUACCAUAAAUGGAGCAAAGUCUAUGAAGGGUACCCCACACUGGAUGUCACCUGAAGUUAUUUUACAGACAGGAUAUACAACCUCUGCUGAUAUAUGGAGUGUUGCUUGCACUGUGAUAGAGAUGGCCACAGGAAAGCCUCCAUGGAGUCAACAGUAUCCCCAGGAGGUUUCGGCUCUUUUCUACAUUGGAACAACUAGAGAUCAUCCACCCAUACCUGAACAUCUGUCUACUGAGGCAAAGGACUUUUUGCUCAAAUGCUUUCACAAGGAACCAAAUUUAAGACCUUCUGCAUCAGACUUGUUACUGCAUCCGUUCAUCACCUGCGAGUAUCGGGAAUCUCGUUCAAUAUCACGCAGUUCAAUCAGGGACUCUUGCAAUCAGAUGGUACCAAAUGGGCUGAACACUAGAAACUUUUUGGAUUCUAUCCAAGGAUCAACUAGCACAGGCCUAAAGGAUGUUUGUCAGACGGAUAGUUUAAGGUUCUCGACUGUAUAUCAUUCAAAUUCCAAUUCAAAUCUUUUAAAAGCAGGUUCCUACCAGGGAGCAGACAACGAUGAUGAUGACAUGUGUCUAAUAGAUGAUAAAGAUGAUUUUUUGGUUGAUUCAUCAGUAAAAUCUAAAUCCCUACUCGCUGCUGACGACAUAAAGAGUUUCAAUCCAAUGUCCGAGCCUCUGGAGGAUGACUGGCCUUGCAAGUUUGAUGAAACUCUGAAUUUGAAGAAAAGCAGACUGAACUUGUCCCCAGAUCAAACUACUAUGAAAACUAUGAGUCCCGCACCAUCUCCUAAUGCAGAGAAUGAGUUCUCAUUUUCAAGUGAACCUCUUGCGGUUGAAGAUGAUGAUGAAGUCACAGAGUCCAAAAUUAGAGCUUUCCUGGAUGAUAAGGCCUUUGAAUUGGAGAAGCUCCAAACACCUCUUUAUGAAGAAUUCUUUGGCAAAUCAAAUGCAACCAUUCCUCCUGCGCCUUUUGCAGUUGCUCAAAGUAAAGUUAUUUCUGAUGCCUCAAAUGUAACAUCAAAAAGCAGGUCUCCAAGUCAAACUAGACGACGAUUCUCAAUGGCUAGCAUCGCCAAUGUAACAAGCCCGGAGAGUCAUAGAAAAUAUCUUACAAAACUUAGUGGCACGACUUCUCAUUGUAGACCUUUGCGGGAAGUUCAGCCAUCCAAGCUCAAUGAAUCAAAGGAGACUCUUCAUGAUGCUGAGCUGGGAUCAAGUGUUAACUCAAGCUUCUCUGAGAUACAAAGGAAAUGGAAAGAAGAACUUACCGAAGAGCUCGAGCGGACGCGAGAGGUGAUGCGUCAAACAGGUGGAGGGAAGAUAACGUCCCCAAAGGAUCGCAAUUUUCUUAGAGACUAAUUGAUCAUUCUUCGCUUCUCCAAGCUACUUCUCCUGUAACAAGGAGGACAAACUGUUCGUCCUUUGAAGAAGUUGCAAGUAUAUAACAGCAUUUUCAAUUCCCAGUAACCUUGCAAUGAAAUCGAAAUAGAUGUCGCAUCGGAGAAUUAGAAAUAUUGGUUCUGCAGGAAAAUGUAAAAUUAGCAGUACAUUGAUAUUGGUUUUUUUUUCUCUCUUUCAAUAUUUUCCCGAUUCUAUGUAUUUUAGCGAGAUAUGCAUAUAGUGUAUUGAGUUAUGUAUAAAUUAUCAUCUUAAUAGAAAUAAAUGAAGAAAUUUAUUA